AUGUCAAUCAAGGCUGGAGACCGCGUUUACGGUGCUGUUCCAGGGAUGCGCUCGCUCACAUCCGAGUUUGGGGGGUUCGCCGAGCUCGUUGGCGCCACGAGGGAUGUCACAUUGAAGAUAUCCGGCUAUACUCACUGGAUGUCCCCGGAUCUCCUGCAUCGCCCGCCGCUAAACCCAUGGAUGUGCUUGACAGACUCUGAAAAACGCAGACACUAUCCGAACUAUGCCUUUUCGGCCAGGAAACCGUCGAUUUCGACCUACCCGUUGGAUCAUCAGAAGACUUUCUGUGCCAAUUCCGGGCUCAGCAAAGUCUUUAGGUCAUCGCCUGCCAAAUUCCAUGUUCUACUGAGUCUUCAGACUCCAUAUGGCACAGCUGAAGAGAGAACAUGGCGGAACAUGCUCAAGACACCCGAGCUGACGUGGCUCCUAACACAUACGUUACAAGGCCAAUCAGUCUUCCCCGAGACCACUCAUAUUUGCCUAGCGGUGGAAGCGACAGGCAAGCGGGUUGACUCAAUUGAUGUUCUCAACCUCAAAUUUGUGAAGGCUAUCGCACUCCAUGAGGCGGCAGGCACUGAGAUGCUCAGCUCCAUAACCAAGACCAGCCCCCUUGCAUUCGAUAAGAAGGAGAUGAUUGCCGACUUUUCUGUCUCUUCGACAGUUAGCAAAGACUCGAACCAACUAGCUCUUAACUGCGGCUGUCACUCCUCGGUAAUGAACCGUAAAUUCGAUUCUCACGCCAUCAUCCUAUAG
This is a messenger RNA of Colletotrichum gloeosporioides, 753 nucleotides long. RefSeq lists its product as uncharacterized. Bases 1 to 753 code for a protein of 250 amino acids. The record is from RefSeq and is a predicted model, not a curated record. The transcript has 6 exons. NCBI's taxonomy places the organism in Eukaryota, Fungi, Ascomycota, Sordariomycetes, Glomerellales, Glomerellaceae.